This is a messenger RNA of Mandrillus leucophaeus (drill), 5287 nucleotides long. RefSeq names its product tripartite motif containing 9 (gene TRIM9). Lineage: Eukaryota; Metazoa; Chordata; Mammalia; Primates; Cercopithecidae. Bases 1127 to 3259 code for a protein of 710 amino acids. Gene Ontology annotation, molecular function: protein binding; zinc ion binding. The transcript has 10 exons. The record is from RefSeq and is a predicted model, not a curated record.
AAACUACGGGCACUCAGAAAUAGACAAACUAUUCUUGCCUCAAUAGAACCAAAGGCCUUGCGGGCCUCGUGAAAGCUCAGCCAGGUGCUUUGGGAGGCCGGGAGGAGGAAGAGAGAUCCGUGGAAGGAAGCACGUUCACACCAUGUCACUGAGGCCUCUGGGCCGAGGUAUAAUUUAAAGCAUGAAACGAAGGGGUCAUAGAUUCUGACUAAUGCUGACCAUUUCCAUCGGUUACCCAGCUGAAUCUUAUGGCGACACUAGGAAAUCGACUUUAUACAUGCUCUUUAGGAAACGAGGGACGCAGGAUGAAAGAAGCCAAGAGUGUCGCCAGGCCUUGCACCAGCGCCGUCAGACUCCCGGGAUGGGGGAGCUCCAGGGCACGGAGUCAGCGGAUUUACUGAGAGGGAGAAAAGCCCCACUGCCGUGCAGAAGCCUAGGCCCGGGUGAGGCGCCUGCGAAGGCUGCCAGCAGCGGAAGAGAAGGGGCGUCCUCCGUGUUGCGCAGCAUGCGCCCGCGGUAGGUGGGCGCGGAGCUCAGAGCUGGGAGCCAAACGCAAACGCUGGCGAGAAGCCCCAGCCCCCUCCGCCAGCCCACUCGCUGCGGGGAGGGGUUUCUCACGCCCUCAGCUCCUGGGAGACUGCACCGGAGGUCGGAAGGAAGCGGAGCGAGGAUGAGUCAUCCCGCCUAAUUCCUCCUUCCCGGUCCCCCUAGCCUCCGCACGCCGGCCCCCUCCAGAGAUCAUGCAACCGCGAGCGAAGACUCCCCUAUAUUCAGACUCUGCCGAACCCCCUGCGGCCUGCGGAGACGAGGAGACGGACGGGUCUCGUGGCCAAUGAGAGCUUCGAUCUCGUGCCCGCCGUCCAAUGGGCCGCGGCUCAUGGGCCGGGGCGGGACUAGGAGGGCAGGAGGGGGCGGUCCGGGCUGGCGCGCGGCGCGGCGGCUCCGCUGCAGCGACUCACAGAGCUAGCGCCUCUCCGGGUGUCCUCGCCAGCACUGCGCGGGAAGGCGCCGCCACCACCGCCGCCGCCGCCGCUGGCCAGGGUGCUGGACAAGACGGGCCCGUCGACCACUUAGCCAGCUCAGGCACCCGCUGCAGCCGUCGCUGCCUCCUCCCAGACCGGUCCCCAUGGAGGAGAUGGAAGAGGAGUUGAAAUGCCCGGUGUGCGGCUCCUUCUAUCGGGAGCCCAUCAUCCUGCCCUGCUCUCACAAUUUGUGCCAGGCGUGCGCCCGCAACAUCCUGGUGCAGACCCCGGAGUCUGAGUCCCCCCAGAGUCGUCGGGCCUCGGGCUCCGGGGUCUCCGACUAUGACUAUCUCGACCUGGACAAGAUGAGCCUAUACAGCGAGGCGGACAGCGGCUAUGGCUCCUACGGGGGUUUCGCCAGCGCCCCCACUACCCCGUGCCAGAAGUCCCCCAACGGCGUCCGCGUGUUUCCCCCGGCUAUGCCGCCACCGGCCACCCACCUGUCACCGGCACUGGCCCCGGUGCCCCGCAACUCCUGUAUCACCUGCCCCCAGUGUCACCGCAGCCUCAUCCUGGAUGACCGGGGGCUCCGCGGCUUCCCCAAGAAUCGCGUACUGGAAGGGGUAAUUGACCGCUACCAGCAGAGCAAAGCUGCGGCCCUCAAGUGCCAGCUCUGUGAGAAGGCGCCCAAGGAGGCCACCGUCAUGUGCGAACAGUGCGAUGUCUUCUACUGCGAUCCGUGCCGCCUGCGCUGCCACCCGCCCCGGGGGCCCCUAGCCAAGCACCGCCUGGUGCCCCCGGCCCAGGGUCGUGUGAGCCGGAGGCUGAGCCCGCGCAAGGUCUCCACCUGCACAGACCACGAGCUGGAGAACCACAGCAUGUACUGCGUGCAGUGCAAGAUGCCCGUGUGCUACCAGUGCUUGGAGGAGGGCAAACACUCCAGCCACGAAGUCAAGGCUCUGGGGGCCAUGUGGAAACUACAUAAGAGCCAGCUCUCCCAGGCGCUGAACGGACUGUCAGACAGGGCCAAAGAAGCCAAGGAGUUUCUGGUACAACUCCGCAACAUGGUCCAGCAGAUCCAGGAGAACAGUGUGGAGUUUGAAGCCUGUCUGGUGGCCCAAUGCGAUGCCCUCAUCGAUGCCCUCAACAGAAGAAAAGCCCAGCUGCUGGCCCGCGUCAACAAGGAGCAUGAGCACAAGCUGAAGGUGGUUCGAGAUCAGAUCUCUCACUGCACAGUGAAAUUGCGCCAGACCACAGGUCUCAUGGAGUACUGCUUGGAGGUGAUUAAGGAAAAUGAUCCUAGUGGCUUUUUGCAGAUUUCUGACGCCCUUAUAAGGAGAGUGCACCUGACUGAGGAUCAGUGGGGUAAAGGCACACUCACUCCAAGGAUGACCACGGACUUUGACUUGAGUCUGGACAACAGCCCUCUGCUGCAAUCCAUCCACCAGCUCGACUUCGUGCAGGUGAAAGCUUCCUCUCCAGUCCCAGCAACCCCUAUCCUACAGCUGGAGGAAUGUUGUACCCACAACAACAGCGCUACGUUGUCCUGGAAACAGCCACCUCUGUCCACGGUGCCCGCCGAUGGAUACAUUCUGGAGCUGGAUGACGGCAACGGUGGUCAGUUCCGGGAGGUGUAUGUGGGGAAAGAGACGAUGUGCACUGUGGAUGGUCUUCACUUCAACAGCACAUACAACGCUCGGGUCAAGGCCUUCAACAAAACAGGAGUCAGCCCGUACAGCAAGACCCUGGUCCUCCAAACGUCUGAGGUGGCCUGGUUUGCUUUCGACCCUGGCUCGGCACACUCGGACAUCAUCCUCUCCAAUGACAACCUGACGGUGACCUGCAGUAGCUAUGAUGACCGGGUGGUGCUAGGGAAGACUGGCUUCUCCAAGGGCGUUCACUACUGGGAGCUCACGGUGGAUCGCUAUGACAACCACCCUGAUCCUGCCUUUGGCGUGGCUCGCAUGGACGUGAUGAAGGAUGUGAUGUUAGGAAAGGACGACAAAGCUUGGGCAAUGUAUGUGGACAAUAACCGGAGCUGGUUCAUGCACAACAACUCGCACACCAACAGAACUGAGGGAGGGAUCGCAAAAGGGGCCACAAUUGGGGUCCUCCUCGACUUAAAUAGAAAAAACUUGACAUUUUUUAUCAACGAUGAACAACAAGGUCCCAUAGCAUUUGAUAACGUGGAGGGCCUGUUCUUCCCUGCGGUCAGCCUGAACAGGAACGUGCAGGUCACGCUGCACACUGGGCUGCCAGUCCCCGACUUCUACUCCAGCAGAGCAUCAAUAGCCUAAGGAUGUGCCGUGGAGGCACCAGCUGCCUGUUCUUACCUCCGCCUGCGAGAACCACAGCAAGGAGCUCAGCCAGUCGUGGUGGGGUGCAGAGUUGGCAGGAGCAGGAGAAGGAGGAGAGAAAAGCUGGUCCUCUACAGUCUUCACACCCACAGCUCUGCCUUUUUCCCUUUCAACCUCUCCUCUACUGUCAUGCCUGCUUCUGCUUCCAUGUCCAACAAUUCUAACCAACAAAAGACCUAGACAGUCCACCACGUCACUUGGUUCCCACUCCCAGAUUUUGCUUUUAUUUAACUUAAUUUUUUAUGUAGGUGAGUUAUAUUUUCUUUCUUUUCUGAUCAGCUUUUUGGUGACUUACUGGACAUGCACUGCCAGGAGAAAAUUCUCCUGCUAACUUUUUUUCUUAAGCUUUCUAUCAAACAAUGAGGUUAUAGGGGGAGGUAGGGAAGAAUGAGCUGAAUUUGUAGCAUACAGCUUAUCUCCUAAAAUGUUCUUGCCCUGUUACCUCUCCUGUAGUGUUAGCUCUGCAGAGCUCAGCUUUGGGAGAGUGAAUCUAUCACCGAGAAGUUUUACUACUCAUUGAAGCACAAAAAUAUCUGCUACACAGGUUCACAUCAGGGUAGGAUCAUUAGGAUGGCCCUGUAAUUAGGAUAGGCCAGAAACCCUGGCCAUUGUAUAAAACUGGAAAGUCUCUAAGACACAGGCAAACCAGGGGACUCAAUGAUUUGGUUCGUUUAUUUAAUACAAGCUUUUAAUUGAGAACCUACUAUUGACCAGGCACUGUUCAAGACACUAGAACAUUAUGUUCUAGACACUGUGGGGACACAGUGGUGAACAGACAGGCGUAGUCUCUGCCCUUCAGAGCUUAUAUUCCAGUAGGAGAAAAAGCAAAAAUAAAAUAAUUACAAAUUGUCAUAUGUACUAGAAGGGAAAUGGGCAAGGGUCAAAGAGGCUCAUGGGCAAGAUCUUUCAGGCUUCCUAGAAUGAUGCUAAAAAUCCACACAUUCUGGGCAUAGCACCAGAAAUGUACCAACUCAAUGCCCUUUCAGCUGCGCUAUUUAAUUAUGGUACCUGCUGCCACUCAUCGCAGAGCCCUUCUUGGUAGAAAUGAUGUCAGCAUUCUUAUUUGCUGAUGCUGCUAUGAUACCACGCCUUAAAAAUUGAGAGCUGAAAAAAUAAAGAGUGACCAGAGGGCAAAGGACCCAUUCUCAGUAAUGGGGGAUCUUGAGUUGCAGUCCACAGCAUUCACAUUCUCAGGAUAAACAUGCUUGUCUCCAUUAGACUAUCUGUGCCUGUUCUGAAUGAAAAAUCCAUCCACUCUGCUGCCAUUCACAGCCUAAUUUUCUGGAGUAGUCCAAAUAAUGUUUGGAAAAACGUGGGGUUGUAUGUCAUUACUAUGACUGAUAGCAGAAUAAUAAUGCAUCUUACUUCUAUAUAGAGAUAGACUUACAUAGGUUACCCUUGAAAUUCGUUAGUUUGACGUGAAGUUUUAGGAAAGGUAGGACCCAGAAAGAAGUUCUAAUUAGUUGUCUAAAUAUUUUUCAGUGAGCCAAGAAAUUCACCAUGACAAAGCAAGAAUAACAAAUAGAAGGGAAGAGGUGGGAUGGGAAAGCUAACAAAAUUUUGGCAAAAAGGAAUAUAUGUAAAUAGCUAAUUAUUUACUUUUGUGCUUACUUUAUUUAGAUUAGUUCUAUCAGUUACAAUCUUUUUCUAGUUAAGUGUACCUAAUUUAUGGAAUGGGUGCUAUCCUGUUUAUGUGCGUCUUGGUUUUUCUUGUGGCUACAGAAAAACUGUUGCAGGACAACACUAGUUUGAUAUUUGAUUUACUCUCCAAUGAGACUCGAUGGCUGGGCCGUGGUAGACUCAUAGUUCCUCUUGUUCUUUAUUAAAUUCAUCCUGCUAAUUAGAUUUCUAGUGACUUGUAACAUGUAGUUUACACUGAAUUGCAAUUACAGAUGCAUACAACUACUAUACUAGAAAAAAAUUGUCAUUUCUGGUGUGCCAAUAAAUGAUUUUUAUGAGAGAACAAAA